Molecule: messenger RNA, 3111 nt
Organism: Closterium sp. NIES-65
Lineage: Eukaryota; Viridiplantae; Streptophyta; Zygnematophyceae; Desmidiales; Closteriaceae
Source: the annotation of a GenBank genome assembly
AUGCGGCCUAGCGUAUGCAAAAUUGCAAGAAUAAGGUCCCAGCGAGUGCAAAAUUGCACCCGCCCCAUUCUCCCCCUUUCCAUCACCCCGCCCCAUUCUCCCACUUUCCAUCACCCCGCCCCAUUCUCCCACUUUCCAUCACCCCGCCCCAUUCUCCCGCUUUCCAUCACCCCGCCCCAUUCUCCCGCUUUCCAUCACCCCGCCCCAUUCUCCCGCUUUCCAUCACCCCACCCCAUUCUCCCGCUUUCCAUCACCCCGCCCCAUUCUCCCGCUUUCCAUCACCCCGCCCCAUUCUCCCGCUUUCCAUCACCCCGCCCCAUUCUCCCGCUUUCCAUCACCCCGCCCCAUUCUCCCGCUUUCCAUCACCCCGCCCCAUUCUCCCGCUUUCUAUCACCCCGCCCCUUUCUCCCGCUUUCCAUCACCCUGCCCCAUUCUCCCUCCUUCCAUCACCCCGCCCCAUUCUCCCUCCUUCCAUCACCCCGCCCCAUUCUCCCUCCUUCCAUCACCCCGCCCCAUUCUCCCGCUUUCCAUCACCUCACCCCAUUCUCCCGCUUUCCAUCACCCCGCCCUAUUCUCCCGCUUUCCAUCACCCCGUUCCAUUCUCCCGCUUUCCAUCACCCCGCCCCAUUCUCCCGCUUUCCAUCACCCCGCCCCAUACUCCCGCCUUCUAUCACCACGCCCCAUUCUUCCACUUUCCAUCACCCCGUCCCAUUCUUCCACUUUCCAUCACCCCGUCCCAUUCUUCCGCUUUCCAUCACCCCGCCCCAUUAUCCCGCUUUCCAUCACCCCGCCCCAUUCUCCCGCUUUCCAUCACCCCGCCCCAUUCUCGCACUUUCCAUCACCCCGCCCCAUUCUCCCGCUUUAUCACCCCGCCCCAUUCUCGCACUUUCCAUCACCCCGCCCCAUUCUCCCGCUUUCCAUCACCCCGCCCCAUUCUCCCGCUUUCCAUCACCCUGCCCCAUUCUCCCGCUUUCCAUCACCCCGCCCCAUUCUCCCGCUUUCUAUCACCCCGCCCCUUUCUCCCGCUUUCCAUCACCCUGCCCCAUUCUCCCUCCUUCCAUCACCCCGCCCCAUUCUCCCUCCUUCCAUCACCCCGCCCCAUUCUCCCUCCUUCCAUCACCCCGCCCCAUUCUCCCUCCUUCCAUCACCCCGCCCCAUUCUCCCGCUUUCCAUCACCCCGCCCCAUUCUCCCACUUUCCAUCACCUCACCCCAUUCUCCCGCUUUCCAUCACCCCGCCCUAUUCUCCCUCUUUCCAUCACCCCGCCCCAUUCUCCCGCUUUCCAUCACCCCGCCCCAUUCUCCCGCUUUCAAUCACCCCGCCCCAUUCUCCCGCUUUCUAUCACCACGCCCCAUUCUCCCACUUUCCAUCACCCCGUCCCAUUCUUCCGCUUUCCAUCACCCCGCCCCAUUAUCCCGCUCUUCAUCACCCCGCCCCAUUCUCCCGCUUUCCAUCACCCCGCCCCAUUCUCCCGCUUUCCAUCGCCCUGCCCCAUUCUCCCGCUUUCCAUCACCCCGCCACAUUCUCCCUCCUUCCAUCACCCCGCCCCAUUCUCCCUCCUUCCAUCACCCCGCCCCAUUCUCCUGCUUUCCAUCACCCCGCCCCAUUCUCCCGCUUUCCAUCAUCCCGCCCCACUCUCCUGCUUUCCAUCACCCCGCCCCGUUCUCCCGCUUUCCAUCACCCCGCCCCAGUCUCCCGCUUUCCAUCACCCCGCCCCAUUCUCCCGCUUUUCCGUCACCCCGCCCCAUUCUCCCGCUUUCCAUCACCCCGCCCCAUUCUCACGCUUUCCAUCACCCCGCCCCAUUCUCCCGCUUUCCAUCGCCCCGCCCCAUUCUCCCGCUUUCCAUCACCCCGCCAUUUUCUCCCUCCUUCCAUAACCCCGCCCCAUUCUCCCUCCUUCCAUCACCCCGCCCCAUUCUCCUGCUUUCCAUCACCCCGCCCCAUUCUCCCGCUUUCCAUCAUCCCGCCCCACUCUCCUGCUUUCCAUCACCCCGCCCCGUUCUCCCGCUUUCCAUCACCCCGCCCCAGUCUCCCGCUUCCCAUCACCCCGCCCCGUUCUCCCGCUUUUCCGUCACCCCGCCCCAUUCUCCCGCUUUCCAUCACCCCGCCCCAGUCUCCCACUUUCCAUCACCCCGCCCCAUUCUCCCGCUUUCCAUCACCCCACCCCAUUCUCCCGCUUUCCAUCACCCCGCCCCAUUCUCCCGCUUUCCAUCACCCCGCCCCAUUCUCCCGCUUUCCAUCACCCCACCCUAUUCUCAGGCUUUCCAUCACCCCGCCCCAUUCUCCCGCUUUCCAUCACCCCGCCCCGUUCUGCCUCCUUCCAUCACCCCGCCCCGUUCUCCCUCCUUCCAUCACCCCGCCCCGUUCUCCCGCUUUCCAUCACCCCGCCUCGGUCUCCCGCUUUCCAUCACCCCGCCCCAUUCUCCCACAUUCCAUCACCCCGCCCCAUUCUCCCGCUUUCUAUCACCCGCCCCAUUCUCCCGCUUUAUAUCACCCCGCCUUAUUCUCCCGCUUUCAAUCACCCCGCCCCAUUCUCCCUCCUUCUGACACCCCCCCCCAUUCUCCCUCCUUCUUUCACCCCUCCCCAUUCUCCCGCUUUCCAUCACCCCAUCCCAUUCUCCUGCAUUCCAUCACCCCGCCCCAUUCUCCCUCCUUCCGUCACCCCGCCCCAUUCUCCCACUUUCCAUCACCCCGUCCCAUUCUCCCGCUUUCCAUCACCCCGCCCCGUUCUCCCUCCUUCCAUCACCCCUCCCCAUUCUCCCGCUUUCCAUCACCCUGCCCCGUUCUCCCGCUUUCCAUCACUCCGCCCCAUUCUCCCGCAUUCCAUCACCCCGCCCUAUUCUCACGCUUUCCAUCACCCCGCCCCAUUCUCCCGCUUUCCAUCAGCCGCCCCAUUCUCCCGCUUUCUAUCACCCCGUCCCAUUCUCCCGCUUUCCAUCACCCCGCCCCAUUCUCCCGCUUUCCAUCACCCCGCCCCAUUCUCCCGCUUUCCAUCACCCCGCCCCAUUCUCCCGCUUUCCAUCACCCCGCCCCAUUCUCCCGCUUUCCAUCACCCCGCCCCAUUCUCCCGCUUUCCAUCACCCCGUCCUGUCAGAAUAUGUUGUUUGUGUAG